This is a messenger RNA of Dendroctonus ponderosae (mountain pine beetle), 3503 nucleotides long. RefSeq names its product probable RNA helicase armi. NCBI's taxonomy places the organism in Eukaryota, Metazoa, Arthropoda, Insecta, Coleoptera, Curculionidae. The coding region runs from base 49 to 3447 and encodes 1132 amino acids. Gene Ontology annotation, molecular function: helicase activity. The transcript has 14 exons. The record is from RefSeq and is a predicted model, not a curated record.
UCAAAAUACACAAUAAAAACCGGCUAUUUUUUUUUAAUUAAUUAGAUAAUGUUAAGGUAUAUUUUAUCAUAUUUCCGCAACCAAGAGCCGGAAUUAUCCAAUGACGACGUUACACAAAUUUUGGCUCAAGAUACGGAACACACCAACCACUGGAGAGAUAAUUUGGGGCCCAAGGCCCCCACUCACCGGGAACAGUUCAAAAACGAAUACAAUUUUGCUACAAAGACUGGUGUGAUCACUGGCCACAACGAUGAUACCUAUGUGAUAGACAAUUUACUUGAAUUCACUCCGGAAGAUGAACAGUUCGAACUGGGAGACACUGUGUCCUACCAGCAGCUAUUUUCAGAUGGAAAAAUCGCAAUCUACAAUGUGAAUCUUAUAAGCAACGAUUGGGACAGAGUGGCGGAAAAACAGUCAAUUGUAACAACUCGCAUUAUGAUCAGCAAAGUGGAAAGACGAGAUAAACGGAUCAUGAUUCUCACACCUGGAAAUAUUAAAGUAGAUUUAGACAAAGUUUCUAUUGAAUUCGUGCCAUCCGUUGGGGACUGGCUGGAACUGGACGUAAAAUAUGAAGUCGAUGAGCAGACUUUAGAUUUAAGUGGCAAAGUAAUAGAAGUAAAUAAAAUAUCCCCAAUAAGGCCCCAUAUACAGUCUGGUAAAAUUACUUCUUGGGACGCUUUGGAAGGGACUGGUUCCAUUAGCAGUAAGAUAUUUGUCGAUAAAAAUGCGAUUAGAUGCGGGUACAUACCUGUAGUCGGGGAUCAAGUAUUAGCCGAAAUAAUCGAGUCUGACCAGCUCAACUGCACUUGGAGGGCUUUAAAGAUUCUGCCUGAACACUGGAGUAAGAAAGUGCAAAGUGGGAAAAGUGCGAAUGUAAGCAAAAUGAAGGAGAGUCAUCCAGGUCUGGAAAUUUCCUAUCCUCCACUCACCUUUGACAAAUUAGGAGUUUCCAAGUCGUUCACCAUUGCCUUAAGCAAUCAGUCUCAGGAUUUACUGGAACUCAAAGUCGUGGAAACAUCAGAAUGUUCCCAGGUGCACUUUGCUGAACCAAUUUUGGAUAAUAAGCCAAUCCUUCCCGGUGAAACUUUAAAUUUAAAUGUGAUUUGCACUCCAAAAACCAUGGGCAGUUCCAAUGAGUUAAUAGAGUUUCAAUUCAUUGGUUUUACAAUUGGAAAGUAUAUAAAUAUCCAGGUAAACUCCCAUAAAACUGGAGGAGUUUACAACACGAAUACUUCAAUAAAUUACUCAAAUUCGUACCAGAGCACAAAACACCUUGUAAGUGGUCAAAAAUCGUCAAAAGUGCGCUUUCACCUUGUAAGGAUUCCAGAGUACGCUGCCCCGAAAAAACUCUUAGAUUUGGUGAUAAAAUAUGGACAAGAUCGAGACAAUCCAAGUUUUAUCGAGGAGCUUAAAGUGGCGAAACCGAGUCUAUUUACCAACUUAAACCACAUGAACUAUGAAGAAAAAUUCCACACUCUCCUGCACAUGGAAGAAAUAACCAACUUAAUGCUAAUUAGACAAUACGAUCAGGAUAGAGCUUGCUUUAUUAAAAACGGCGAAUUUCUGAUGUUGGAAAUUGAAAAUUUAGCUGAAAGAAGACCAAGUAUUGUUUUAGGCGAUAGAAUUAUAGCUAGCGACACUUUAACUCAGACCAAUCAGGAAUACGAGGGAAAUGUCUAUAAAGUGGGUGCCAAACAUGUAUAUUUGAAGUUUUCGUUGCUGUUCCAUGAUAAAUACAACGGCGAAGACUAUUCCAUCAGAGUUAUACCAGGCCGCGCCUCCUUUAAACGACAACAUCACGCGGUGUAUUUAGCGGCCAGGCACUUGGGAAGAAAGUGGCUCUUUCCCACGCAAGUAGUGCAAAAAGAGCCGCAACUGAACUUUGUCUAUGAAAGUUACCUCAAUGCUAUUGAGGAAUCAAAACAUGCUGCUAUAAGCAACAAACACAGUGAAAAUUCUGGAACCACUGGGCAUUUUAAGGCAGACGUAAUCAACCAAGACGGAAACAUUGUAACCAAUAUUGACGAAGCGCAACCGUGCAAACUGGAAUGGUACAAUCGUCACUUAAACUGCAAGCAAAAAGAUGCCGUAAUAAAUGUACUAAAAGGUACAUCGAGGCCGUUGCCAUAUAUAAUUUUUGGCCCCCCUGGAACAGGCAAAACUGUUACAAUGUUAGAAUGCAUUCUGCAAAUUGUGCGACUGAUUCCAAACAGCAGAUUGCUAGUUACGGCUCCGUCUAAUAGUGCUGCUGAUUUGAUUGCUCUAAGGCUAAUUGAUUUUGGAAUUCUGAAGCCUGGAGACUUGGUUCGAAUAGUUUCAAUAAACUAUGCCGUUGGAGAGAACAUUCCGGCGAAAUUAGUGCCUUACUGUGCCACAGCAAGUGUGGCCAAAGAAGGCACAGAAGACGAAAACAUCCUUGACCAAAAUGGCAUGACUUUUGAUUGUAGUAGGGAAGUCUUGGGGAGACACAAGAUAACAAUAUCAACCUGCUCAAGUGCUGCAACUCUUCACAUGAUGGGCUUCCCGCGCGGUCAUUUUACUCACAUUUUCGUGGACGAAGCUGGCCAAGCUGCCGAGCCUGAGGUGAUGAUUUCUAUUUCAUUUUUGGACAAAUACAUUGGACAGGUUGUGCUAGCAGGUGACCCAAUGCAGCUGGGCCCAGUGGUUCUUUGCAAAAUAGCACAACAGUGCGGCUUAAGCGAGUCGUAUCUUGAACGCUUGACAGAUAGAUUUCCCUAUAGCAGGGACAUUCAAGGCUUCCCUACCACUGAAGGUUUUGAUCCUCGCCUGGUUACCAAACUGCUGCAUAACUACCGAUCCGCCAGCGUUAUUUUGAACCUAUUCAGCGAACUGUUUUAUCAUGGAGAUCUGAUUGCUACCAUAACCGAACGCGAUAGCCCGGAGUAUAGAUUGCUCAACUCCUUGGCAUCUAUAUUGCCUAAAACUGCAGAUAAUGCUGUGCCUUCGGUGGUUUUUCAUGGAGUAGAAGGGGAAAAUUACCAAACCCCCGAUUCUCCAUCCUGGUUCAAUCCGCAUGAAGCGGCGCAAGUUUUCUACUAUGUGAAUGAACUGUUCAGGCUAGGAUUGAGCGAGAAGAAUAUCGGCAUUAUUACUCCCUACACCAAACAGGUGAAGGAAAUUCGCGAGCUUCUCAAAGAAGCCGAGUUCUCCGUGCCCAGAGUGGGCACAGUGGAGGAUUUUCAAGGUGUAGAAUUCGACGUAAUUAUACUCUCUACUGUAAGAUCUUCGCAAAAUCACGUUGCUCGCGAUGUUCAGCACGGCUUGGGGUUCUUAUCGAACCCUCGGCGGCUCAACGUCGCUCUUUCGCGACCCAAAUCUUUGCUAAUCAUAAUCGGCAAUCCCGGAUUGUUGGCCUCUGACACAUGUUGGAGGCAUGUUAUCCAAUACUGCGUAAAAAACGGCGCUUAUACAGGAUGCACUUUUUAAACACAUCAGGUCGAAACGAAUGUUUAUUUUCGGUUAGAAUAAAACUAUUGAGUUAA